Glycine soja is the source of this 1810-nucleotide messenger RNA. RefSeq names its product apoptosis-linked gene 2-interacting protein X 1. Lineage: Eukaryota; Viridiplantae; Streptophyta; Magnoliopsida; Fabales; Fabaceae. The transcript is spliced from 7 exons. The record is from RefSeq and is a predicted model, not a curated record. Bases 301 to 1452 code for a protein of 383 amino acids.
UAAUUGAAUAACCUCCGUAGCAGAAGAAGGAAGUGGUGGAGUUCACUUCCCCUUCCAGAAUUCUGCGUUUCACACAUCUCCCUUUUUUUAUCAAUCAAUUUUUGGCUUCUGGGUUUUCAGUGAUUUGUUCUAAAGUUUCAGAUUUUGUUAUUAUCCCACUACAGUUCACACUCUGUAACAAUACGUGGGGAAAGCCUAGUGCUUGUGGAAAUUCAACAACUUUUGGAGUUUUCUUCAUUGAUUGAACUUUGUUUCGUCGAUUGGAUCAUUCGGGUGGUUUUAGAGUUGAAGGGGUUAAAAAUGAUGCUGCAUUUUGUGCAGCCGUCAAAGUUGAAAACUAAGAAGAUGGUGUUUGAGGAUGUAUAUGCUUCCUGUGAUUCUACAACGCUUGAGCAUCUUAAGGAAUUAAGCUCAAAACGUAAAGCUAUUGAAGAUUCUAUUAAUGAGUGCAACUUCGUUACAGAAGCUAUUGCAAAAGAAAUGUCUGGAGGGUUGGAAUCUCGCUUUGAACAGGAUAUUCACAAAAUAGAGAAUUAUCUGCCAUUUCUGGAAAUUUUGAUUCCCUAUGCUGAUGCAACAAGUACCAUUAACCAAAUCCAAAUUUCUCAAUGGAAUGCGGCUCUUAAGAUACGCUGGAGUAGUGCCCUGACCACAUCUUCUUUCUUCAAAAUCAAGGGCCCCAAAUUUUUUCAAAUUAACAAUUUGCGAUUUGAGCUUGGUAUGACCCUUUUUCUUUGUGGUGGAAUCCUGCGAGAGAGGGCUUUAGAAGUUUUAUCAACCGAUUUGGUUCAAUCUGCCACCAUUUUCAGACAAGCUGCUGGCAUUUAUCAUCACCUAGCACAAGAGGUUCUUCCCCACUUAGAGCCUGAAUUGCCACCAGAAAAACCCCCUGAAGCUCUUGCUGCAGUAUCCUCCAUUAUGAGCCUCAUUUGCUUGGCUGAGGCCCAGGCAGUAACCAUAAGGAAGGCUGAAGAGAAAGGUACUUCUUCAAGUCUCCUGGCAAAGUUGCAUCAUGGUGUUACACUUUUUCUUGAAGAAGCUAUUGGAAUUUUUCAUACAGUUGUUACACAGUGCAAAGACAUUUCAUCACGCUUGUCGGAAUUUAUGUAUUUCUGCAAGUGUUUACAUGAGUUGAAAGGUCAGCAAUAUCUUGCAGAAAGCCUGAAGGCUUGUGGUCAAAUAGGGGCUGCUAUUGGAGUUCUUAGUUCUGUGUUGAAUAAGGUGAAAAAGAAGAUACCAGGGGAAGAUCCUUGGAAAUCUAUUUACCAAAAGCAAAUUCAAGAUGCUUCUGAAGUGCUUAGAAAGUUUGUACAUGAGAAUGAUUUUGUUUGGCAUGAGAAAAUCCCUUCAAUAUAUGAGUUACCCUUGCCUGAGGGUACUAAAAUAGUCACUUUUAUUCCUUAUAGUCCCAAAAGAUGGGAAAGACAACUUUCUUUCAAGGGACUGGUGUAGGGGAAAAUAGAAAAAUGUUUGGUUGGAGAUGACAAAAGAGAGAGAGAAAGAGGGGGAAAGAACUAAAGAGGAGGUUCUUUUCCAAUGUAGAAUGUAGAGGUUGGUGUAAACAAAAUGUGAUGUGAAAUAAUUAGAUGUGGAGAAAAAAACAUACAGUAAGUAAAUUUGGUGCAUGUUUGGAUAAUCGUUCUGAACGUACUUUUGAGUGCUAAACAUAUUUUUGAAGAAAAAUUAUCUUUUAUUUGGAAUGUACUUUUGGGAAGGGUGCGGCGAUUAUCCAAGCAUGCUCCUAGUAGUUUAUUUGGACAAAAAUGGUCAUGGCACAUCAAGGAUCUUUGUUUUUCUUUUUACCCCUUUA